GGUGCUCUUUCGCGAAGGGACCAUCUCUGCCAAGCGCCUGUUGGUAGGAACCUGCUUGGUCGCGUCUGAGGGGGCUUAUAAGGUGUCUGUGGCUGAAGCAGGCGCCCGGGGGAGUCUGUAGGAGGGAAACCGCCAUGGACGAUCAGGGUUGCCCUCGGUGUAAGACCACCAAAUAUCGGAACCCUUCCUUGAAGCUGAUGGUGAAUGUGUGCGGACACACUCUCUGUGAAAGUUGUGUAGAUUUACUGUUUGUGAGAGGAGCUGGAAACUGUCCUGAGUGUGGUACUCCACUUAGAAAGAGCAACUUCAGGGUACAACUCUUUGAAGAUCCCACUGUUGAUAAGGAGGUUGAGAUCAGGAAAAAAGUGCUAAAGAUAUACAAUAAAAGGGAAGAAGAUUUUCCUAGUCUAAGAGAAUACAAUGACUUCCUGGAAGAAGUGGAAGAAAUUGUUUUCAACUUGACCAACAAUGUGGAUUUGGACAACACCAAAAAGAAAAUGGAGAUAUAUCAAAAGGAAAACAAAGAUGUUAUUCAGAAAAAUAAAUUAAAGCUGACUCGAGAACAGGAAGAACUGGAAGAAGCUUUAGAAGUGGAACGACAGGAAAAUGAACAAAGAAGAUUAUUUAUACAAAAAGAAGAACAACUGCAGCAGAUUCUAAAAAGAAAGAAUAAGCAGGCUUUUUUAGAUGAGCUGGAGAGUUCUGAUCUCCCUGUUGCUCUGCUUUUGGCUCAGCAUAAAGAUAGAUCUACCCAAUUAGAAAUGCAACUUGAGAAACCCAAACCUGUAAAACCAGUGACGUUUUCCACAGGCAUCAAAAUGGGUCAACAUAUUUCACUGGCACCUAUUCACAAGCUUGAAGAAGCUCUGUAUGAAUACCAACCACUGCAGAUAGAGACAUAUGGACCACAUGUUCCUGAGCUUGAGAUGCUAGGAAGACUUGGGUAUUUAAACCAUGUCAGAGCUGCCUCACCACAAGACCUUGCUGGAGGUUAUACUUCUUCUCUUGCUUGUCACAGAGCACUACAGGAUGCAUUCAGUGGGCUUUUCUGGCAGCCCAGUUAACCAUUUAUAAGAUUUGGACCUUGGAGCUGAACCAGUGAGCUAGCAAAAGUAAAGCAGACUUGUAAAAUUAUAGCUAUAUGCAGCUGCACAACACAGUCCUACCACUAGCAGCUGUGUUAAAGUAUUUAUAAAGAGAAAAUUUCAGAACUAACUUGAGGAAUAUAGGGGAUAUAUGUUUGUGAAAAAGAAUUUUUACUUAUAUUUUUCAGAGGAUUUGACACAAUAAGCCUCAUCUGAUGGAAGAGAGGAAUAAAUAAAUCACUUAUAUGUGUUUGAGGUUGACAGACUUAUAAAAUCUUUUUAAAAAAUAAAGCUAUAAUUUAUAUUAAGUUCUGUGGUUUUUCUCUUAUUACAGUGUUUUACUUGAACACAUUUUAAAUACCAUUUUGAUUACAACAUUUACUGUUAAUAUCCAACUCUAUUAUUUCUUCUCAUAAAAUGUUCCCCCUUUUCCUAAUGUCUUGUUAAUACUAGUCCAGACAAGUGGAUAUAUUUCCUUUGACCAAGUUAUGGCAAGAAAAACCUGACCCAUGAUAAUGUCAUUCCCUCAAUACUAAGAACUCAAUGCCUGUUUUAAGCAGUGGAAAAUGAGGCAAACCUUGAUCAAGGUGUUAUAGUUCCCAGCUGUGAGCCACACUCAGGAUAAAACAGAGCCCAGCAUUAACCUGCUUUAAUGACACAUUCAAAGAAGUAAGUUAAUAAAAUUUAAUACUUAAAUGACACGUUUCACCUCCAAUGUAAGCUCAUUUUAUGAUGAAUCCUUUGGAGACUGGAGAAGGUACAUUUUAAGUACAGUUCCCCAUGUAUAAAUUGUAUACUGAUACAGUUUUUUGUUGAAACUUCAAAGGCUUUUAUUACCAGGGUUUUGCUUAAAGAGUUUAGAUAUGAAUAGGAUGCUAUUUGCAGCAUCUCAACCUUGUAUGAGUCUGUUACACAGAGCAUUGGAUAUGGGAUAUAGUUUCUUAAGGAAAUUAAGGGAUUUCCUAUCAAAUCUCUAAUACAACAGAUACUAGUUUUAUGGGUAGAAACUUAGGUGAAACAACACUUGUGGUUACAUUAGGAUGGACUAUCCAUAUGUAACAACUCCAUCUUAUGUUACUAAGCAGGUAUUAAUUAAUUUUAGCAAUAUAUCUUCAACUUUAUUGUACUUCUAAUUAUCUCUGAUAAAUGAGAAAACCAAGGCAUCAAAUAAUUGAGUAGACAAAGAUCAUAAUCACAAGUUAGUAAAAAGCCAGAAUUAGAAUACAGAUUUUUUUUUUUUAAUCGAAGUCCAAUUCCAUCUACAUUCUACCAGACUGCAUAUCCUAUUCCUGUAUCUAUUAGGUAUUCCCAACUGAGGAUUAGUGUUUUAAGUACAGUCUAUAAAUCUCUUCAAAGAAUAGUUAGAACAUUGAAUGUAGAGUUAAGGCUUUGCAGCAGCCAAUUGCAAAAAUUAGGAAUCCAAUAUUUUGAAAAGAAACACUACUGCUUGUUCUCAUACCUUUUAUAAAUGUAUUUUAAAAAGAAUGAACUAAUUAAUAAAAUGUAUCAAAGGCUUUUAAGAUUUGUUUUGAGCCUGCCUUAUUGUGCAAAUUGCAUGCACCUGGUUUGGCAAAUAAAUUCCAAAACUUUUAUACAUUUGUAAAUAUUUUGCAGUUGCUAUUGCUGUACUUAGUUCCAUAGGCCAAAUUUAGAAGUUAACUGACCUUAUUUGAUCAAAGGGAAUGGUGAAAAAUAACUUAGUGACAAUUUACUGAGGUUUAGUGAAUUCACUGAAUCUACUAAACAACAGAAACAUUCUAAAUUGAUGUGCUUAUCCCCUACCAUCCGAGUGAUUUACUCUCAGAGACAAAGGCUGUACAUAUCUUUCAUCUACAUAAGUCUUCAAGUAUUUUAUGAGUACAGAAGUAACAGUUAACAACUACCGUAUUACCUGUGUCCCAGGCACUGUGCUUCAUGCUUUGUGUAUUACCUAAUCCUCAAAACAGUUCUACUAGUAUUUUCUCCAUUUUAACAGAUGAGGAAGCUGAGACAGAGGUUAGGUAAGUUGCCAACAGUCAUAUAACUUAAAAAUAGCAGAGCUGGGAUUUGAACUCAGGCAGCCAGACUCCAGAAGCCAUGCUCUAGAGAUGACUGUCAAACAACUGCUAUGCUAAAACUAGUCCUGGGUAGUCAAACUUCAUAAGACUUCCAGGAAGUUCUACAGAUCAAGUAUCUAGAUCUUUUAUGGGAUAUAAAUGACAUCAACUAAAUGAUCUUGUUAACGUCCUAAGAGAAGUUCUGAGAAAUUCAUGAUGUAGAAAAUGAUUUUACUAAUAACUAUACUCCCUCUUAAGCAGAUAUUAAUGGUACAGAAUACAUUUACAUCAGUUAGUAUACAUGAUUACUUAGUAUUCCUUAAUUUGAUUCAAUGAAUAUUUCACCUAUGCUUCUCUUAGAAGUUGUCUUUAGGCUGUCAACAGGUUGUCAGAUAAUUAUUUUAAAAUCCAAUUAAGGUGGUAGAAAACCUGUCAAAAAGUUAACAAAAUUAAAAAUUGUAUCUAAUGAGCUUUCCAGCUUUCCAGCUGUCAUUUUCGAGUAGAUUCAUCAGGAAUUCAUGUACUAGGUAUCAUAUCUGAAAGUUUAGGGUAGACCUAGAUUUAAAUAAUGAAUAAUCACAUAUUCACUUAUCCACUCUGAAAGAAAAGGGGGAAGUUAAAAAGUUAGUAGAUACAUUCAGGGAUUCUGUUUUCUUUACAAUUACAUAUUGCAUAUUUUGUCCAGAGUAACUAAAUGGAGACAAGAGUCUUACUACUUUACAUGUAUGAAUAAGAACAUCAUUUGUACUCAUACUUUAUAACCUAGGACAUCAAUGUACAACACUUCGGUUGUUUCAAAACAAUUUGAAUUAAGUAAGGAAUGAGUGCUCAAGUUCAUUACAUCCCUAUACUGCUUACUAUUUAUUGCCUUCAUUUCUUUACAGGACCUGCCAGACUUCUGAAAGCAUUUGAAUUUGGAAUUAAUGAUCUAGAUUAGGGUUCUUAAACAUUUUCUGUAGGGCCAGAUAGUAAAUAUUUUAGGCUUUGCAGGGUAACAAGCAAAAUCGAGGAUAUUAUGUAGGUACUUACAGAACAAGCUAAAACAAAUUGCCACACUUUUUUUUUCUUUCAAACUGUAUCCAGCUUUAUUAAAGAUACUUUCCAUAAACAAUCAUGGUAUUUCAGGCAGGACAUGGGCAUACAGUCAUUAACAGUAUACAACAACUUUCAAAUUCUCUUCUUCAAUGGACUAUCAAAAAUCAGCCACUAUAAAACCCAAUGAAGUCUUCAUCUGAUGCUCUGAACAGGGAAAGGUUAGAGUGACAGUUGACAUUUCACAUUUAGCAUGUUGUUUAACAACUUUUCACAAGCCAACCCUGACUUUCAGGAAGUGAAAUGAAAAUGGCAGGAUUUAUCUGAAGAUCCACAAUCUAGAAACGAAACCACUCCUCUUUUGACAGGUGCCAUCUCAGUGGCAUCACUGGAAAGUCCAGAUUGCCAGACACACUGGUAACCAAUGACUGGGGGUCAGGUCCCAACAGAUGUCUGGGCUUAAGGGAGUUAAGUCUAUGCUGAAAGAUGGAAAGGGAAAAGAAGACAUAAAAACGAUUUGUUUUUCCAUACCAUAAGGCUUUUGUGCCAAGGUGGCCAUGUGUGUCAAAGUCAGGGAAUCCCUCCUCCUGGGAGCCAAGAGGAAGUCUCUCAAAACUAGAAGGGAAAGGUGUUUUCCCCACAUCAGUUCAGCUUCAGAGACAUUCUAUUAGUGACAUAUGCCCCUUCCCCACAAAACAACAAUGAAGUGUUCUGUGUGCUAACAACAUAGCUU
This is a messenger RNA of Chlorocebus sabaeus (green monkey), 4886 nucleotides long. RefSeq names its product MNAT1 component of CDK activating kinase (gene MNAT1). The record is from RefSeq and is a predicted model, not a curated record. NCBI's taxonomy places the organism in Eukaryota, Metazoa, Chordata, Mammalia, Primates, Cercopithecidae. Gene Ontology annotation, cellular component: transcription factor TFIIH holo complex. Gene Ontology annotation, biological process: regulation of transcription by RNA polymerase II; positive regulation of cyclin-dependent protein serine/threonine kinase activity; nucleotide-excision repair. Gene Ontology annotation, molecular function: cyclin-dependent protein serine/threonine kinase activator activity.